GCCUCCUCAGCAACAAGUAGCUGCAGGCUGCACUGGGACAGGAGUUGGUGGAGCCCUACCUGCAACACUCACUCAUUCCCUCUCUCUUGUCUUUCACUCACUGCAGACAUUAAGAGUGUGUGUUUAAACAGGACAGAAACCUGACAGAAAGUGUCUGAGCGCAUUGGAGGCUCUCUGGAGUGUUGGCUCAACUCCUACCUUAUUUUACACACUUAAAAAAAGUUUCAUCACUUUGGUUUUUUGGGGGGUCAGAAAAAAGAGAGAUGGAGCUGUCGGAUAUCCCGUUCCCCAUCCCGUCCGCGGACGACUUCUACGACGACCCGUGCUUCAACACCAACGACAUGCAUUUCUUCGAGGACCUUGACCCACGGCUCGUGCACGUGAGUCUGCUCAAACCGGACGAGCACGGCCACGCGGAGGACGAGCACGUGCGCGCGCCCAGUGGCCACCACCAGGCGGGCAGGUGUCUCCUGUGGGCGUGCAAGGCUUGCAAGAGGAAGACGACGAACGCGGACCGGCGGAAGGCCGCCACCAUGCGGGAGAGGAGGCGCCUGAGCAAAGUGAACGACGCCUUCGAGACGCUGAAGCGAUGCACGUCGGCCAACCCCAACCAGAGGCUGCCAAAGGUGGAGAUCCUGAGAAACGCCAUCAGCUACAUCGAGUCCCUGCAAGCUCUGCUGCGCAGCCAGGAGGACUCCUACUACCCGGUCCUGGAUCAGUACAGCGGGGACUCGGACGCGUCCAGCCCCAGGUCCAACUGCUCCGACGGCAUGAUGGAUUUCAACGGCCUAUCAUGUCCAUCUAGAAGAAGAAACAGCUAUGACAGUUCCUACUUCAACGAGAGUCAAAACGUAGAUGUGCGGAGCAGUAAAUCCACAGUAGUGUCCAGUCUGGACUGUCUCUCCAGCAUCGUGGAGCGAAUUUCCACGGAAGCGCCCGCAUGUCAGCCGCUCGCGACGCACGAGCCGUCGGACUGCAGCAGCACCAGCAGCCCGCGUUCUCCGCACGAUGCGCCCGCGCUCAGCGAGACGGUACCGAGCACUCCCUCCCCCGGGAACGCCGUGUACCAAGUCCUGUAGAACACACACACAGACAUGCACACACUCAUACAUACAUACACACACGCGCGCGCGGUGUACAGGAGCCUUCAGGACUGUGCUGUUCCUGUGCGGGAGAACAGAAGUGGGAGAACAUAAAUUUUUACCUUUAUCCUUUCUUUCGUUCUCUUUUCUCACACUAUCUUCAUUUUAAUUCAUUUAGUCUUUCCUGGAUCUUUAUUUUUAUUUUAUUUUUUCUUUCCUUUAUUUUCCUGGUUUCUUUUUCCUUUAUUUCUUCCUUCCAAACUUUUCUUUCUUCGUUCUUUCCUGUAUUUCCACACUUUUCUUUUUAUUUAUUGUCCUUCUGUUUUUAGUCCGAUCUUUUUUCAGAUGAUAUUCAUUUAGGUUUUUCUUUCAUUCUCUUCACUCUUUCUUUGUACUUUUAUACAUUCUUUCUUCAUUAUUGUAUUUGUAUUUAUUUCUUGUUGUUCGGACUUUUUCUUUCUUUCUUUCUUUCUUUCUUUCUUUUUCUUGUCCUUUACUAUUUUGUAUCUUUUUAUUCUAUCUUUUUUCUGUAGAAAAUAUAAAAUUCCAUGGUAUCGAUGGCUCUGCCGAAGUCAGUUUCUUAAAACCUUUUAUUUAUAUGAUUGUCAGCUGCAAUAUUGUGACCAUAUCUUCCCUUGUUGAACCUCUUCUUUCUGUCUCCUUCAUCUUUUACGAUUUCCUGAUUGUUCAUGUGAGAAAACACUUCAUCUAUGAGAAGUAGAGGACCAGUUUUGUAUAUGUGUAUAUAAGAGCUGUUUUGUUAAAAGGAGAAGUGAUCAAACUUUGUAUUUAAUGCUGCCUGUGUGAGGAGUUUGUUGUGUCCGACGUUUAUAUUUAUACUUCUUCAGUGAGUGAAUGUGGAUUAAUAAAGAAAUACUUAUUUAUACACACA
Messenger RNA from Astyanax mexicanus (Mexican tetra), 1974 nucleotides. It is a transcript of the gene myod1, whose product is annotated as myogenic differentiation 1. The transcript is spliced from 3 exons. The coding region runs from base 264 to 1079 and encodes 271 amino acids. Gene Ontology annotation, biological process: muscle organ development; positive regulation of myoblast differentiation; regulation of transcription by RNA polymerase II. The record is from RefSeq and is a predicted model, not a curated record. Gene Ontology annotation, molecular function: DNA-binding transcription factor activity, RNA polymerase II-specific; protein dimerization activity; RNA polymerase II cis-regulatory region sequence-specific DNA binding. NCBI's taxonomy places the organism in Eukaryota, Metazoa, Chordata, Actinopteri, Characiformes, Acestrorhamphidae.